Messenger RNA from Macadamia integrifolia, 1587 nucleotides. Its product is annotated as polygalacturonase non-catalytic subunit AroGP2-like. The transcript is spliced from 2 exons. The record is from RefSeq and is a predicted model, not a curated record. The coding region runs from base 31 to 1050 and encodes 339 amino acids. Lineage: Eukaryota; Viridiplantae; Streptophyta; Magnoliopsida; Proteales; Proteaceae.
CAUCUCAUUCUACUCUGUUUCAAAUCCAUCAUGUCGCAUCUCAUUCUUUUGCUUGGACUUCUGAUAGUAGCUAACAUUACGGGUUCUCAAGCUGAAAAUAGUUUUUCACAAUAUUGGGAAGAGCAUAUUGGUCUUCCACACCCUCCACGUUGGUUAGCAGCAAAAGCUUCUCCACUAAACCUUGAUCAGGUGGUAAUGUUUAUUAAACUAAUGGAGGAAAACGAAUUGUCUUCUCACCUAAGUUCAUUUUGUGAGCAAGCUAAUGUUGCUUGUUCUACAAAUGUACUAAUGAAGAAGACAGCAGAAAACACAACAAUGCCACCAAUAGCCCAGUGGAAUGCUGCCAAAAUGAAAUAUGAUCUUCCAAAUGAAGCACCCCUCUCGGUUGCCAGCCAAGGGGGGAUACCAUAUUUCCGGGAGUCAAUGGUGACAGAGGGAGGUUUCAUUCCUGUUCCUGAUCUAAGGGACCCAAUGCCAUAUAAAUCGUUCUUGCCGCGAUCUCUGGCAUUAAAAAUCCCAUUAACUUUUUCCCGGAUUGAGGAAUUAAAGAAGCUUUUUGGUGUAGUAGAUGAAUCAAAAAUGGAUGAGUAUAUUCAAUACACCCUUGAGAUAUGUCAUAAGAGACCUAUUCAAGGUGAGGAGAGCACCUGUGCAACAUCCGCUGAGGAUCUCAUUGAUUUUGUUGUCAAAAAAUUAAGGCACAAUGUACACUUAUGGAGUACUGAGAGCAUUGAGGGAUCUUAUGAGAAUGUCACAAUUGGAUCUGUGAAACUCAUCCAUGGAAACCUCUCUAAACCACCAGUCUUAUGUCAUAGUCAGCCAUUCCCAUUUCAAGUUUAUUAUUGCCAUGUUUUACCAAAAGUAAAAGUAUAUGUAGUCGAUAUACUUGCUCGGAAGAAAGUGAAUCAUGCAAUCAUGGCAUGCCACUAUGAUACAUCAACUUGGAAUCCAAACCAUCUUUCUUUUAAACUAUUAGGUUUUGGCCCUGGCCUAAUUGAAGUCUGUCAUUGGAUAAAUGAGAAUGGAAUGGUCUUUACAAGUAUAGUAUAGGUUGAGUAGCAUUUGAAAGUUGAUUCUCUCCCAAUUCUCUUGUUAAGUUUGUGUUACAUGCUACUGCUUUUCUAUUUGAAGAACAAACAUUUACCUAUAUUGGCUUGCUUAUUAUAUCUAGCUAUCAAGUUUCAAUAUAAUUUUGUUCUUCAAUAGUCCUCUAAAAUAGAUGACAACCUGAAAUUAAAAGUAAAACCCAAGAUCAGCAUAAAGGAUAGAUCUAUGAUCAUCUAGGGGAGUGACAAAGAAAGUAUGCUCAGAACAACUCCAAGAAGAGGCAUGUCACAAUACUCUGGAGUUUCGAAUCAUUUGGCAGUGAAAAUUUCUAUUUGAGUUAUAUAAGUUUGGUCAUAUACUUUUUUUUUUUUUUUUUUUUUGGGGGGUGUGGGGGGUGUUAUUUCUUUUAAGUUAUAGAGUCACUUCUUGUAUAAGAUUUUUUGGGCUCCAAUAAUUGGCCCCAUUUGAUUAGAAUGGAAGUGAAAAUGUAAAAUUAUAACAAAACGAAAUAAAGUCUUGUAAUCAUUAAAAUUGUGUUAC